Messenger RNA from Magallana angulata, 555 nucleotides. Its product is annotated as complement C1q tumor necrosis factor-related protein 2-like. The record is from RefSeq and is a predicted model, not a curated record. The transcript has 3 exons. Bases 1 to 546 code for a protein of 181 amino acids. Lineage: Eukaryota; Metazoa; Mollusca; Bivalvia; Ostreida; Ostreidae. Gene Ontology annotation, molecular function: protein binding.
AUGUUGAAAAAUAAACGCAGUGAGAAUCUACUGAGCUUAGCUCUUCUUGUGGCGGGAAGUGCACAUGAAACUCCUCACCAAGUGGUGACAAAAUACAACAAUUACAAGGCGAUAUGCAAUGGAAUGGGUUUUGAAAAUUUGAGCUGCAAAGAUCCUAUUGCUUUCCAAUCUACACUUACAAAGAAUUUGGAAAACAUGAAAAACGAAGAAACUGUUAUCUUUGAUAAGGUUUCACUAAACGAAGGAAACGCUUACGAUAAGACUUCAGGAAAAUUUACAGCUCUGUCCGAUGGAAUCUAUUCUUUUUCGUGGACAACAUUAACACCAGCGGGAAAACAUUUUGUCACCGACAUUGUUCGCAAUGGAGAAACGAUUACAAGAAACUAUACUGAUGGAAGGGGUCAGAACGGAUUUGCUAUGUCAACCUCAAAUGCAAACAUAAAAAUGAAGAAAGGCGAAAAAGUAUGGAUUAGAACCCAUGGAAACAAUGGACAUUUUGUCCAUGGUAGUGGAGAAUGGUCUUUCUUUUCUGGAGUUAAAUUAUAGCAACUCUAU